GGGAGUCAAUCUCCAGGGGAAGGGAGGGGUGCAGCUAUAGGGCUGGCCCCUGAAGGAGGGGGCAGUGAGUGUGGGAAAAGCAGCUGAAGUGGAACAGUCCCUGGGGCAAGGAUCCUGAGAGAGAGGGAGCUGAAGAAGUGGGGUGGGACAGGAGCAGCUAAAGGGACCUGGUGGUCAGUUUGCCCUCAGAGAAGCAAGGAGCACCCUCAGCGCUCUCUGGGAAGAGGGGACAGACCCUUUCGGUCCAGAGCCAUCAUGUCCACUAGUGGUUUCACCUUCAAGGACAGGUGUGUGUCCGUGCUCUGCUGCAGAUUCUGCCAGCAGGUGCUGAGCUCGCGGGGGAUGAAGGCCGUGCUGCUGGCAAACACAGAGAUCGACCUGUACUCCACCGACAUCCCACCCACCAGUACUGUUGACUUCAUUGGAAGCUGCUAUUUCACUGACAUCUGCAAAUGCAAACUGAAGAACAUUGCAUGUUUAAAAUGUGGCAAUGUUGUAGGUUACCAUGUGAUUGCUCCAUGCAAACCUUGCCUGCUGUCCUGUAACAAUGGCCAUUUCUGGAUGUUUCACAGCCAAGCAGUCUUUGGUAUAAACAGACUAGACUCCUCUGGUGUGAAUUUACUGCUUUGGGGCAAUUUACCAGAUUUGGAUGAAAGCACUGAUGAAGACCUGUCUGGCAUCUCUGAGGAGGAGUAUAUCAGAUAAAUAUUAUCAGCAGUGUAUUCCCUUGUUACCUUGUAUUGCAGCUUUCUUCCCACUGUCUUAAUGUACAAACUCAAGCAAUACAGUAAACGGGAAGGCUGGCAAACUGUUUUUCAAAAAGGG
Molecule: messenger RNA, 825 nt
Organism: Mauremys reevesii (Reeves's turtle)
Lineage: Eukaryota; Metazoa; Chordata; Testudines; Geoemydidae
Gene: RUMY1
Product: family with sequence similarity 72 member A
Exons: 4
Coding region: 256-705 (149 amino acids)
Cellular component (GO): cytosol
Source: RefSeq, a predicted model, not a curated record